Messenger RNA from Diprion similis, 3557 nucleotides. RefSeq names its product hrp65 protein-like. The record is from RefSeq and is a predicted model, not a curated record. Lineage: Eukaryota; Metazoa; Arthropoda; Insecta; Hymenoptera; Diprionidae. The transcript has 7 exons. Bases 462 to 1649 code for a protein of 395 amino acids.
CAGUAAUGCCUACCCCUUGUGUCGAGGAGAACUGAGUAUUCCCGGAUCAAUACUUUCGGCAUUUUCCAGCCUCGUUUUAUUCAAGGCGCGAGGAUUCCAGCAGCAUUGUAGAUACUCUGUCAGAAAACCCGGUGUUUUAUUCGUUACAGAUCGUAUCGCGUAUCAGAGAAAACGUACGUCGUGCCAAAAAGUAAAAAAUCUAAAUAACAAAUCAAGAAAAACUAGCAGUGCAACAGACUAUUUUUCAGUAUAUAAGCUAGGUCGACAAUAAUAAAGACUUUCUCAACGCGUGAAUGCAGCAACGAUACCAUACAAAUCAAUCGAGGCUUUGUUAGAUUCAAAUCCAUAUACUUCUCGACAUGAUUUUGUUAGAUUCAAAAUUGGAUGUGGUCCCGCUGCAGAUCUAAAAAGUUUGUUAAGCUUUUGAUACCUUCAUUUAAAAGAAAGCAAUAAUCAUAGCGAUGACGUCUAAGGUUCUCGUUAAACUGCCGACGGUACCGUUCACACAAACAAAGAAGCCUCAUGCCGAACUCGUUGCAGUGGCCAAUAGAAAUGAGUUGGCUGUAUAUCAUAAGCAAACAAAUGGGGGCGGAGGAGAUAGAGCAGCACAACUUGAGCAGAACAUGAAAUUUCUGCAGGAGCAACAUCAAGCAAUACUAGUUGCCUUGCAAAAAGAGGUAGAAACACUGCGACAAAGAAACAGAGAUUUGCAGUUUCAACUUGUAUUUUCAAAUGGUCCGGUGAACACUGUCAGCAAUCCUUCAUCUCCGGAAGAUACUGUGGCGGGAUUUGCAAAGUCCAAGGGCAGCCCAGGUUCCGUAAAUGUUUCCUCUCUUCAAGUUGAACUUUUGGAACGUGAUCUUCAAGACCUGAAAGUCUCACUUCACGAAGCAAAGUCGCAAAAUCAAUACUUGAUUGGAAUUGUUGACCAGGAGAAAAAAAAAUUAGAUUCGCUACAGCGUUUGGCAGAGAAGCCAGCUGCUACCGAAGUUGGUGUUCAAGUUGAGAGUGGCGUGCAAGUUUUUCAAGCGGACCUUUCCGCACGCCUAGAAGAUGCAGAGGCAAUGGUGCUUUGCCUACGUCGAGAAAACGAAGACCAGCGAAGAGAAUUAGCUGCCAUAAAGGCAACAGCGAACAAAAGUAAUGGCAAUACAAGUGGACGUAAUCAUGGGAGUAACGGACAUCGAAGUCGAGGACAAGGCGGGGGUGGCAAUGGAGGGGGAGGAGGACAGGACCAAAAUUCUCACAGAUUUCCACCAUUGCACAAUCAAAGUUACUGGUAUCACAGCUCUAGAGGAAACAACAGCUUUGACUGCAAUUCUGAGUACAGAGGUCGCGGUCGCCAAGACAAACAAGGACAUGAUUCUGCAAAUGGAGGAGGUACAGUCUUACCGCAACUUCGCAGCAGCAUGAACAAGGCUGAAAGCUUCAGCUAUCCGUCGUUUCAGCAUAGACCAAGAGGCUACCAUAAUGGUGGCAGCUAUUACUGUGAGGGAAAUCGCAAGUAUCGAGGCCAACGUUCGCAGAGAGAUUUUAAGGACAGGGAUUCCAGAGAGCCCAGGGAUUCCAGAGAACCUAGGGAACAGCAAAAAGAUUAUAAGGAUACUUCUCGAGGGUCGAAAGAUGCUAAGACCUCAAAAGAAUCGUAAAAAGAAUUGUAUCACCUUGACAUCAAAUUGAUAAAAGCCUUUUGGAUAUUUAUACACUUUGAUCUAUCCAACUGAAUGAAGUAAAUGCGCCUGGAAUUCACUUACAGUCUUUAUAGCCGGUAUUGAGCCAUCAAAUUUUUCACUUAAUUAGUGAAUUAGCCACCUGCUGGUGUUGUCUGAGCUUAGUACUGUGUGGCACGUGUAUUGCAAAGUUGUUGUCUUAGCUGUGCCAUUACGAUUAUUAUUAUUUAUUAUUAUUUAACAUUAUACAGUCAGUGGUAUACCGCAACUAUAAGAUGUUGUAUUCUUAUUAGUGAUGUUCUAUACCCAGCUUUUUGUGCUUAGGGAAUCAAUCGAAUCAUCUAGUAAGAUACACCUAUUGCUACUGCAACUCGGCUGGUUGUCGACCAACGUAGUUUAUUAUCGAUAAUAAUACGUCUAUUAUAAUGAUAAAUGUAAUAGUUACCUAAUCGUUACGAUACGUGACUGAAAAAUUCGUUGGUUCAUUUAUUACAAAAUUUACUUUAAUUUCAUUUUACACGGAGAAGAAAAACAAAACUUUAGAAAAUGAUACAAAAGUUUACAGUGAUCUACAAUACAAACUUAUAUGAUCAAAAGUAAUUCGUCUCAUUCAUUCGCUUUUUAAUAUUUGGUAACAUAAGAUAAUUGAGAAUACGUUUGAAAUUAUUACAGCCCUGUGUUGAAAUGAUAUCAUAAAUUGUUAGAGGCAAUAUAAGUAAUCUUACUUUCAACAUUACAUACAUGAAUCUGAAUGUAAAGCUUGUGUAUCGAUACUAGUACGUGUUUAUCAAAUUUGCGCUAAACUAUCUGUGAAAACCACGAACUGUGGGUAAAGCUAGGAAUGGUAAUGGUAAUAUGUCAGGACAUUAAUUAGAGAGCCGAAAUAGGUGCCAAAAAAUUCAUAAUUGCAUCGAAUAUUCAAUUUUGUUUAACAUCGCUGACAUAACAUCACGCAAAUUUCAUAUAAUAAUUUUUCUAGAUCAGAAACAUUUCUACUAUUACUUUUCCAGCGAUUUGUUUGUCACAUGUACGAUUAGCAAUUUUUUUCUGACCCUGAACUAAAUUCGGUUGGGCACCAAAUGUUCGACAACUUGCCUUCAGUUUAAAAAUAAACAAACUUUUACUCAGUACGGUAAUUUCAAAUACGAAAGUUAUGCAUUGUAAUUUAAGAUUGUUAUCGAUAUAUUGUCUAAUUAUAUCGAUGCUCAUCACUAAUCGUAGAGGUAAAACUCAAAUUAUUAAUAUUGCUAUUCGUAAAUAUAUAAAUAUUAUUUUUCAAUACUAGUUUCAAUUUAAAACAUAUAAUACAUGUAACGUUUGAAAAUUUAAUAUUUUAUAUCAUCUAUCUGUGUAUCGCACAGGUUCUAAGUACGUUAUAACUAAAUAAAUAAUCAUUAUAUUAUUCAGGAUUUUUAGUUACGUGAAUGUUGGAAGUAUCUUUGGCUGAAUGAUUGAGUCUCAAUCAUUACUGCAUUAUGAAUAUUCCAAAAGAACUCGUUGUAUAGGGCAUAGAACAUGUUAUUGAGAUGUAAGAUUAAAUACAUAGGUCGUUUUUGAAAGAGUGUAAAAUGCACAGUUCUAUCAUAAGCUGGAAACAGUAUCGCCAAUUAGCAACUAUAUAAAUUAUUUGUGCACAAGUUUUGGGUAAUAGCAACUGCAAAAAAUGAGAAGACUUUGUUUGCCAUACGAUUUUAGCUGGAACGUUACGUUACCGACAAGUAUAAUUUUCACACUCAGUUUUUACAAAUUAUUUUAUAUUUUACUGUUAAUUUCUCCUACACAAGGCUGCCAAUGAGCGUUGAUAGAAGCCAAGUUACAGCUAAUAUAAUCAAAAGCAAGAGAGUGUAAUAUAAGUGCAUAUACAAAAUCAGGAAGAUGUUUGUUACA